GCUCGUAAAUUUUGCUCUCUGUACAUUUUUCAUUAUACUGUCCCUAGCGCCGUUCUUCCUUUCUCUCUCUAUCUUCACCGACGGUGGUGGUGGAGGGCUUCUCUCAUUGGUGGCUAUCCCAGACGCGUAUUUCAGAACAGAGAAAGAAAAGUUGUUAAGAUGUCAGAAUUGGUUUUACUUUUGAUGGCGUGUGAAAUGGGUAUAUAUCUAUGGAUUGUAAUAGCAAAGCCCUAUUUCGCUUUCUCAUUGUUGGUUUCUGCUGCCGUUCAGAAUGGAAAGAAUUUGUUCUUUUACUUGGAUAUGGAAGGAUGCAUAGAAGGUGUUCGAUGAAAUGUCUGAAAAAGGAAAGAAUUUCAUGGGGAGGGAUAAAAUGGUUGUUUCUUUGGUGGGUUUGUGGAUUCCAUAUAUGGGUGGGUUUUGAGGUCAUAGAUCUGACGAGUUAAGGGAAAUUGUUGGGUGAAGGAAUGAAUGAAUGAUGAAAAUGGAAGGAGAUGGAGGGAGAGAGAGAGCAAAAGGGCAGGAGAGUGACAGAAGAGAGUGAGCACACGCUGCAGCCAAAUGUAUGAAGGGCAUACCUUUGCGGGUGCGUGCUCACUUCUCUUUCCGUCAGCUUCGCUUCCCCAUUAUUUUCCCUUCUGCUCUCUUCUUCUCUCUCUUCUCCUCUCCUGUUUUUUCCUCCUCUGAUGGACUAAUGGAACAAUGACACUGGCGGAGUUGAAGCGGCCUCUUCGAAGUUUCAAGCGGCGCCUUUGUAGUCUACAAUUUCGCAUCCACACUCUUAAUUUGUCAGGGUGUGAGACUGAAUCGACUUGAGUGCUGAAUAUGGCAACAGUCCCUCGUUUUGGAUGCCUGAAGGGGCUGAUGUUUUCGAGUCCGAGAUAUGGAGCUUCCAAACCGGAAAAUUUCCUCAUUCAGCACUUGUUUGACGUUUGGAGGCAACAGCCUGCUUAUUUUUCUCUUAUCCUCAGAUUAACCAUCACCACCACCCCCACUGCCCGGGUAAGAGAACCACCAUGAAACAGGAGUUGUCAAGUAUGAUUUCAAAAGCCAAGACGAAUGCAAUUGGGGAAGAUUGCAUCACUUGCCCAUUCCCUGCCAGUGGAUGUAGUAGACAAGGAAGGAGUUUAACCUCAAAAUUCAAAGGUGUUGUGCUUCAGCAGAAUGGCCACUGGGGUACUCAAAUUUAUGCUAAUCACCAUCGUAUUUGGCUCGGCACAUUCAAGUCGGAAGACGAGGCAGCCAUGGCUUAUGAUAGUGCAGCUAUCAGAAUCAGGAGUGGAGAUUGUCAUAGAAACUUUCCUUGGACCAAAUUCACUAUUGAAGAGCCUAACUUUCAGAAUCUUUACACUACAGCAGCUUUGCUUAGUAUGUUAAAAGACAGUUCUUACAGAACUAAAUUUGCUGAGUAUUUGAGGGAUUGUUUGGAAAGCGCACAAACAGCCAGUCCCUCUGCAGAAAAGCUACAUGACAAUGGACGGACAUCUAUUAAGCAACUUUUUCAAAAGGAGCUAACACCGAGCGAUGUUGGUAAGUUAAACAGAUUGGUCAUCCCAAAGAAAUACGCUGUUAAAUACUUCCCUCACAUACCAGCUAGCACGAUAGAUAACGUGAAACGUGUUGAUGAUGAUUGUGAUGUGCAGCUAGUAUUAUUUGACAAAAUGAUGAGACAAUGGAAAUUUCGAUACUGUUACUGGAAAAGCAGCCAGAGCUACGUUUUUACGCGAGGUUGGAAUCGGUUUGUGAAAGAAAAACAACUGAAAGCUAAUGACACAAUAACUUUCUACUUGUGUGAAGCAGCAAAGGCAAGCGAUGCUAACACUACAUUCUGUGUGGUGGAUGUUAAAAACCGUGACAACCAUGGUAGCUUGACUGAGAAUGAAAUCACAAGCAGCGAAAUGCAGCUAGAUUUGAGUCAUGAAGAAGUUAAUGGAUCGGUGUUGCCUAAGCAUGCCGACGAUGAACUAAAUGAUGAUCUUGAAGUCUCAGGCUUCAAACUGUUUGGAGUGCAUAUUAAGGGGAAGUUCGCGGGUCAAUGUUUUUGCCUGCCCCGAUCGGUAGCAGCUGGGUUUCCCGGGCUGAUUUGAUUGGAUAGCCUGUUCAGUUUAAAAUUUGCAGGGAAAGAUUACUCUUGGGUUAUUGCAAUUGAACAAGCAUUCAACAAGUUUCUGAUACCCUGUCAAAUUCAAGUAAGAAGUGUACAUUAUAUUUGUGCAUACACACACGUUCAGAUUAUUCUCCACUUGUUAGGAGGUUUCGUAGCCACCAAACAGAGACACUCACCAAAUUCCAGUAAUCAAUGCCUGAUGUUCUUUGGUUUUUAUUA
Messenger RNA from Cucurbita maxima (winter squash), 2323 nucleotides. Its product is annotated as AP2/ERF and B3 domain-containing transcription factor At1g50680-like. The record is from RefSeq and is a predicted model, not a curated record. The coding region runs from base 1014 to 2084 and encodes 356 amino acids. Gene Ontology annotation, biological process: regulation of DNA-templated transcription. Gene Ontology annotation, molecular function: DNA binding; DNA-binding transcription factor activity. Lineage: Eukaryota; Viridiplantae; Streptophyta; Magnoliopsida; Cucurbitales; Cucurbitaceae. The transcript has 5 exons.